AAUUUGAACAAGAAUUUAUUAUGUGUGUAUAAAAGAUAAUACCAAGUAAAUGCAACUGAACUUGAAAAUCAGCCAUGAUAGAGUUUUUGAAGAAGACUAUUCACUCCCAUUAUCGUUUUCUCGUUGGGGGCGGUGGUUGCAGUUCACUGAGCCCUCACCCUCGGGGAGAAGGGUUAAAAAGAGAAGGGUGAAAUGUAGUUUUCUGUGGAGCUCUUCUUUUUUAAGGUCCCAGUUUAGUGUUUUUUGACUUUGAUUGAGGCAACCUCCAACUGGGUCCUACCUCUCCCUGCAUCCUCCUUUCAACUUUACAAUUCAACACACUGUCGUUUCUCCAAGCAGUCUAUAACUAAACUAGUACAGAAAGCAGUAAUUUCAUUGUAGGAUCUUUUGGCCAUUUUAUGUCCUGCAACGUACACACACGUGUAUAUAUAUAGAAUUCUCUACAUACCCCAUUUGGUACACCACCUCUCUCAUCUUCCUUUCCUAGUUUAUUUUUGGUCUCUUCAUUUCUUUUUUUUUCUUAAAUGCCGGAAAACAUGAGCAUAUCUGUAAAUGGACAAACUCACGUCCCUCCCGGAUUCCGAUUCCAUCCAACCGAAGAGGAGCUAUUGCAAUACUACCUCAGGAAAAAGGUUUCCUAUGAGAAGAUCGAUUUGGAUGUAAUUCAGGAUGUUGAUCAUAACAAGCUUGAGCCCUGGGAUAUUCAAGAGAGCUGCAAAAUUGGAACCACUCCCCAGAAUGAUUGGUACUUUUUUAGCCAUAAAGACAAGAAGUACCCUACUGGGACUCGGACCAACCGUGCCACGGCUGCUGGGUUUUGGAAAGCGACCGGCCGUGACAAAGUUAUAUGUAGCAACUGCCGCCGGAUUGGGAUGAGGAAGACUUUGGUGUUUUACAAAGGACGAGCUCCUCAUGGCCAAAAAUCUGAUUGGAUCAUGCAUGAAUACAGACUAGAAGAUAACAUCGCUGAAACCAAUAUGGUCUCUAAUGCUAUGGGGAAGGGGCCACAAGAAGAGGGAUGGGUGAUUUGUCGUGUCUUCAAGAAGAAAAAUCACCACAAAACCCUAGACAGCCAUAUUAGCUCAUCUCUCACUGAAAAAGCCAGGGACCGUAUGUUCCGUGCGUUCAAUGAUGGAGCCUUGGAGCAGAUACUAGAAUACAUGGAAAGGAAUUGCAAGGACGAUAGUGAAGCUAACAACGGUACGAGUAGGAGAUUCCUCAGCCCCAUGGAGACAUCCACCAGCAACGUCUACCCGGCCGACUCAUUCAUGGAACUCCCAAGCUUAGAGAGCCCAAACUCCGCCAGCAGCCAGAGCUGUUACCAACCCAUGUUGACGGACAAUGAAUGUUCAAUCACCAACCAGGUCAGUGGUGAUCCCAACUCAGUUGGUAACAGUAACUCUAGGCUCACCAACUGGGCAGUACUUGAUCGGCUUGUAGCUUCUCAGCUCAAUGGUCAAACAGAGACAUGUAGGCAAUUAGCUUGCUUCGAUGACCACACCACAGCCUACUGCAGCCCCAGUAUUACUGAUCAUCUUGAUCUCCAAUUACCAGCUCUUCGAUCAGGAUUAUAACUGCGAAUUUGACAUUGGAGUUUCACCUCAUCAUUUUCAUAUUCGGCCCACUAUUUGACGCGGUGAAUGCUAGUGUAUAACAGGUCAAUAACCCCUAUAUAUACUAAUAUAAAAUGAAUCAUACCUUAGUUACUAAUGUCAGAAGGUUGUGUUGCAACAACAGUUAUGUUAAUGAAUACAUAGAAUGGUAUUAAUAUAAUUAAAUAGUGAACUUCUUUCCUAGAUGGGGUGGCAUUGUCAACCAUUAUCUUGAAUUAACCAAGAUGUCUACAGCACUCUAGAAGCCUAUUUGAUAAUAUCCGUCUCUUUCUAAACACAAUAAUAUCAUAAUUCU
This is a messenger RNA of Gossypium arboreum, 1908 nucleotides long. Its product is annotated as NAC domain-containing protein 43-like. Gene Ontology annotation, molecular function: DNA binding. Bases 525 to 1574 code for a protein of 349 amino acids. The transcript has 3 exons. NCBI's taxonomy places the organism in Eukaryota, Viridiplantae, Streptophyta, Magnoliopsida, Malvales, Malvaceae. The record is from RefSeq and is a predicted model, not a curated record. Gene Ontology annotation, biological process: regulation of DNA-templated transcription.